Molecule: messenger RNA, 1395 nt
Organism: Parasteatoda tepidariorum (common house spider)
Lineage: Eukaryota; Metazoa; Arthropoda; Arachnida; Araneae; Theridiidae
Gene: RpL3
Product: ribosomal protein L3
Biological process (GO): translation
Cellular component (GO): cytosolic large ribosomal subunit; ribosome
Molecular function (GO): RNA binding; structural constituent of ribosome
Source: RefSeq, a predicted model, not a curated record
GUCCAAUAAUGGUGCCUUAUUUCUCUAACAAAGCUAUAAGCUCUUUCCCAAGAACUCCUCCUGAAGUGAACUGAAGUGCUUUUAUAAUAUUCUUUGCCAUCUCUACGGGUCUUAUGUUUAUGGCAUUGCUCUAAAUUAGGAACAAGCAAGCAAUGUCUCAUCGGAAGUUUUCUGCCCCCCGACAUGGAUCCUUGGGAUUUAUUCCUAAGAAAAGAAGUAAGAGGCAUCGUGGUAAGGUGAAGGCUUUUCCCAAGGAUGAUCCAUCAAAACCUGUACAUUUAACUGCCUUCAUUGGAUACAAGGCUGGUAUGACUCAUAUUGUACGAGAAGUAGACAAACCUGGUUCAAAGGUUAACAAGAAGGAGGUUGUUGAGCCGGUGACUAUUCUUGAGACUCCACCCAUGAUGGUUGUCGGAGUGGUUGGCUACAUUGAGACACCCAAGGGAUUGAGAGCCUUUAAGACUGUUUGGGCUGAACAUCUCAGUGAAGAUUGUCGAAGAAGAUUCUACAAAAACUGGUAUAAGUCUAAGAAGAAGGCAUUCACAAAAUACUCUAAAAAAUGGGCAGAAGAAGCUGGUAAAGUAGCAAUUGACAAAGAUUUCAAGAAGAUGGCUAAAUACUGCAAAGUUAUUAGAAUCAUUGCCCAUACCCAGAUGAAAUUGAUGAGGAAGCGUCAAAAGAAGGCCCACAUCAUGGAGAUCCAAUUGAAUGGUGGAAGUAUCUAUCAAAAGAUCAAAUGGGCUCGUGAGCAUUUGGAAAAACCUGUUCCCUUGAGCCAAGUAUUUGCUCAGGAUGAGAUGAUUGACGUUAUUGGAGUAACUAAAGGAAAGGGAUUCAAAGGUGUAACAAGUAGGUGGCAUACAAAGAAGCUGCCCCGCAAGACUCACAAGGGUUUGCGUAAGGUUGCCUGUAUCGGAGCUUGGCAUCCUAGUAGAGUUCAGUUCUCUGUUGCGAGAGCUGGACAGAAAGGUUAUCACCAUAGGACUGAAAUCAAUAAAAAGAUCUAUAGAAUAGCACAGGGUGUUCACACUAAGGACGGAAAAGUCAUAAAAAAUAAUGCUGCCACUGAGUAUGAUUUAACCGAAAAGACUAUUACGCCAAUGGGUGGUUUCCCUCAUUAUGGUGAAGUAAAUUGUGAUUAUCUGAUGUUGAAAGGGUGCAUUAUGGGGCCUAAGAAGCGAGUCAUCACCCUCAGGAAGUCUCUACUCAUUCACACCAAGAGGGCUGCCAUGGAGAAGAUUAAUUUAAAAUUUAUUGACACUUCCUCUAAAUUCGGACACGGUAGAUUCCAAACACCUGCUGAAAAGCGUACUUAUAUGGGUCCACUCAAAAAGGACAAGGUUAAAGAAGAAGCAGCUGCGUAGAGAGUAUUUUGAAAUAAAAAGUGUAACAAAA